Messenger RNA from Rubroshorea leprosula, 1787 nucleotides. NCBI's taxonomy places the organism in Eukaryota, Viridiplantae, Streptophyta, Magnoliopsida, Malvales, Dipterocarpaceae. The record is from the annotation of a GenBank genome assembly.
AGCAUAUCCUGUCGCAGCUCCCUAAUCUCACUUCCCAACUCACUAAUUGCUGUAAUUAACUAUCCUAAUUUUCAUCUUGUUCCCCCCCAAAUAUCCCUGAAAUCUCCUGUUGCUAAUUAUUAUUAAGCUAAACAACAUUAAAAAAAAAAAAUGCUAGGAAAAUUUAUUCUCUAAUUAUUUCGGUUGGUGUGAUCUACCGAUCUGUGUUUUAUUGUUGUUAUCGAGGAGCUAUCAAUCAUUUUUCGUAGUUUUGAAGGUUUCGUUUCUGAUUCAUUAUUUAUAUAUUUAUUUUUUUUUAAAAAAAAUUUCUGAAUUUGGUGGAAGAAGCUUCCAUUUUUCUGCCAUUUUUGGGCUAUAAAAACAAGCUCGAAAUUUGUGUGAGAGAUCAUACAGAUUCAUUAGGGUUUUGGGCGAUACUUGUUUGAAUUUCAAGAGCAGAUAUUGAGUGGAAGAGUAGAUCUGAGCAAUGGCGACGACUUCCUCAAACGGAGAUCAUCAAACAACCACAAAGCCACCACCAUUGCCGUCUCCAUUGCGCAAUUCCAAGUUUUUUCAGUCCAAUAUGAGAAUUUUGGUUACUGGAGGAGCUGGAUUUAUUGGUUCUCACCUAGUGGACAAAUUGAUGGAGAAUGAGAAGAAUGAGGUAAUUGUUGUUGAUAACUACUUUACUGGAUCCAAGGACAAUCUCAGAAAGUGGAUUGGUCAUCCAAGAUUUGAGCUAAUUCGUCACGAUGUCACUGAGCCAUUGUUGGUUGAGGUUGAUCAGAUUUACCAUCUUGCUUGCCCUGCUUCUCCAAUUUUCUACAAAUACAACCCUGUAAAGACAAUAAAGACAAAUGUAAUUGGCACACUGAACAUGCUCGGACUUGCCAAGCGUGUUGGAGCUAGGAUCUUGCUGACUUCAACUUCAGAGGUAUAUGGAGAUCCUCUUGUGCAUCCACAACCUGAGAGCUACUGGGGUAAUGUUAACCCAAUUGGGGUUCGCAGCUGCUAUGAUGAAGGGAAGCGUGUGGCUGAGACACUUAUGUUUGAUUACCAUAGGCAGCAUGGGAUUGAAAUUCGCAUUGCUAGAAUUUUCAACACAUAUGGGCCUCGGAUGAACAUUGAUGAUGGCCGUGUUGUCAGCAAUUUCAUUGCUCAAGCACUUCGUGGGGAACCAUUGACAGUUCAAAAGCCUGGGACACAAACUCGCAGUUUCUGUUAUGUCUCAGACAUGGUUGAUGGCCUCAUUCGUCUCAUGGAAGGUGAACACACUGGUCCAAUCAACAUUGGAAACCCAGGUGAAUUUACCAUGCUUGAACUUGCAGAGACAGUGAAGGAGCUCAUUAAUCCUGAUGUGGAGAUAAGGAUGGUGGAGAACACUCCUGAUGAUCCACGACAGAGGAAGCCUGACAUCACAAAGGCAAAAGAAUUGCUAGGUUGGGAGCCAAAAGUCAAGUUGCGGGAUGGUCUUCCCCUUAUGGAGGAGGACUUCCGAUUAAGGCUUGGAGUCUCCAAAAAAGCGUGAACUGAAACUUACAUUAGUGCUGGGGUGAUAUAGAGUGGUCAUGGUGGGGAGGUGUCAUAAAAGACAACAGCCAUCUGUGUUUGUUUACGUCCCCAGUUUCAGAUUGUGUCUUGUCUUCUGUCUCAUUAUUUUCCUAAUCAUGUCACAGAAAAUAAAAAGAAUCAUGGAUUUUGAAAAAUGUGGAACUCUUUAUUAUUGGUCGUGAAUUUAGUGAACAAGAGUUGAAUUAUUGCCCUGAAUUUUGUUGCGAAAAUUUAUUUAAUAUAAAGUUACAGGAGUU